Messenger RNA from Fonsecaea nubica, 1503 nucleotides. RefSeq lists its product as hypothetical. NCBI's taxonomy places the organism in Eukaryota, Fungi, Ascomycota, Eurotiomycetes, Chaetothyriales, Herpotrichiellaceae. Bases 1 to 1503 code for a protein of 500 amino acids. Gene Ontology annotation, biological process: regulation of DNA-templated transcription. The record is from RefSeq and is a predicted model, not a curated record. Gene Ontology annotation, cellular component: nucleus. The transcript has a single exon. Gene Ontology annotation, molecular function: transcription cis-regulatory region binding; DNA-binding transcription factor activity, RNA polymerase II-specific.
AUGUCCGGCACGGUACAGCAGUCUGCGUCGGCAUCGAGAUCGACACCGUCUGCCCUUGGUGAUGAUUCAAAGCCAUUCGGUCAUGUGCUGCUCGCCACAUUGUCAAUCAGGGAGCCUUCGCCUGGUGCUUGGGAUGCCGUUAUGUCUGCGUCGACUCACGAAUGCGCGACGUUUCUCCACCGCUAUAAAGCAAUGGUCGAUUUGGCGCCCUUCGCCGUCCACUUACCACCCUUGACCCUGGAUGGGUUUCUGUCAUCUUCCCCAGUGCUGCUCCUCGCCGCCAUCCUCAGCGGAAGCAGCGCUGACCCGGAAUUCGAGAAGCAAGCGGGCGAGCUAUUUCGCCACGUGCUCGCCGACCGAGUCAUUGUCAAGGGACAGAAGAGCAUGGAGCUCUUCCAGGGUUUGCUGACCUACAUGCUGUGGUAUCACCACCGCUUUGAUCUCGUGACACUCCAAUUCUACCAGCUCCUGCAACUUGCGAACGGCAUGGUCGCCGACCUUGGGCUUCCUAGGAGAUUUGCCAGAGACAGGAGUUUCACGGUCCGAGGGGACGAAGAUGUGAAUACCAUCCGGGCAUUCUUACUGUGCUACUAUCUCAACUGCGGUGGCGGCGUGCUGGGGUACGACAGGCCCGAGAAUAUGCGGUGCAUUGAGAGCUUGAGGAACGCCGCGAAGUUGCUGGUCGACAUAUCGCCACGGCCUCUCGACAAGGAGGCACCAGCGUUUAUCGAGCUGAUGCACCUCGUCAGCCUGCAUCGCGGCGACGGGAAUCCGCCGGAACGUUAUAUAAGGCCGUCGCAGGGCCUUGAUGAAUGGAAAACCGCAUAUCUGCGCCCCGAGUCCCCUGCGAUGAUGAAGUCGAGCUACCAUUUCCUUGCAGCGUACAGCGUCCUGAAAUCCUCGAGUCCCAAGUCCAUGUCAGCCGAGGAUGUCCGACUGUGCGUCCAGCACUUUGAAGCACUCCUCUCCAACAUCCUGAACCAGGAGCUCUGCUAUCUCGUUCAGGUGGGCAUCAUCGAAUGGGCGCAUUUGAUCACCACUCUGUUCCUCCUCGCUCGUCUGGAGAGGCACAAUAUGUGCAACCCGAGCCGAGCAGACUCUCCAUUACUUACGCACCACUAUGUCGGUCGCUUCCGAGCCCUUAUGGCUGAUUUCGCGGCGCUGACCGUGCCAGCACUCGUGACCCUCAAAACCCCCCAUCUCCUGGACUGGCUCGACAAGAUUUUGACCGCGGUCACGCGACAGGCCAGCUUUGGGCGGGCAGCACAAGAACCGCGACUGCAUGAAAGCGAGAGGAGCCAUGGUCAUGGCCAUGACCACCAGCACGAAUCGGCCUAUGAGCUCGUCAACUCCUUCAUCGACGACAGGGGGCGCGUGCGAGAUGUCGAUGAGAGGACGUCCGCUGUCGAGAGAAGCCGCAUGGAACAGCAUCAACACGAACAGCAGCAACGAGAUGCAGAAGACUUUUGGACCGACUUCAUGUCGGACUGGUUGAAUUGGUAG